AUGGAGCUUAUAGACGCCGGACAGAGGGAAAUACGGAAGCAAUGGCAGAAACCAUCAUUUGAUGACGAUUAUGGGGUCGGGGUCUGCCUUGAGCAGCUCGGGAGCUGGCUGGUCCUCACCUCCGGGGCCAUCACCGCUCUCACCUGGAGAGCCCCACCGUUAGCGGCAGCGCCCCCUGCUGGCAAGCGUCGCCUCUCCUCGGCCCUUUUUGGCUUCCUGCCACCACACGGACCCAGGCACACCCUGGCACUGCAGAAGCGCUCAGGGACCCAAGGACCGGACCUACAGCAAAAGGCCCCUCAGAAACAAAGGAGCCUCCCUGCGGCGUGCACCCUGGAAAGUCGGUAUCCCAAUCCGCAGCUUGCGAGCCCACCCUGCCCCCGAAAGGCGCCUUCACCACGACGGCCCUUCCAGGCUCCAUCUCCAGGGACUGCAGCGGGCCGAGCCGGGCGGAGGCGGGACGGCGACGGGGCGCAGAGCCAAGCCGGGCCGAAACCGGGGCUGAAGCGCCAUCUAGCGCUCGCCCGCGCGACCCCAUUGUUCCUCCGAGAGUGGAGGUCGCGCCCGGUCCCCAGUCGGGGGACAAUUUACUGGGGUAAAAGCGGAGGGUGGGUGGUCGGUGCGGGCAGGGACCGCGAGAACAGAAAGCCGGAGAACAACCAACGUCGCCCAGCCGAGAGCGACCUGGCCGCAGGCCUCGCCCCCGCGCCGCGGAGCCCCGAGCCCGAGGGAGGUGCCAUGCGGAGCGCUCCGAGCCGGUGCGCCGUGGCCCGCGCCCUGGUCCUGGCCGGCCUCUGGCUGGCUGCAGCCGGGCGCCCCCUAGCCUUCUCGGAUGCCGGGCCGCACGUGCACUACGGCUGGGGCGAGUCAGUCCGCCUGCGGCACCUGUACACCGCGGGCCCCCAGGGCCUCUCCAGCUGCUUCCUGCGCAUCCACUCAGACGGCGCCGUGGACUGCGCGCCGGUUCAGAGCGCGCACAGUUUGAUGGAGAUCAGGGCAGUCGCUCUGAGUACCGUGGCCAUCAAGGGCGAGCGCAGCGUCCUGUACCUCUGCAUGGGCGCCGACGGCAAAAUGCAAGGGCUGAGUCAGUACUCGGCUGAGGAUUGUGCUUUUGAGGAGGAAAUCCGUCCGGACGGCUACAACGUGUACUGGUCCAAGAAACACCAUCUCCCGGUCUCCCUGAGCAGCGCCAGGCAGAGGCAGCUGUUCAAAAGCAGGGGUUUUCUGCCGCUGUCUCACUUCCUUCCCAUGCUGUCCACCAUCCCAACAGAGCCCGAUGAAAUCCAGGAUCACUUGAAGCCCGAUUUGUUUGCUUUGCCCCUGAAAACAGAUAGCAUGGACCCAUUUGGGCUCGCCACCAAACUGGGAGUGGUGAAGAGUCCCAGCUUCUAUAAGUAA
Lipotes vexillifer (Yangtze River dolphin) is the source of this 1398-nucleotide messenger RNA. The record is from RefSeq and is a predicted model, not a curated record. Lineage: Eukaryota; Metazoa; Chordata; Mammalia; Artiodactyla; Lipotidae.